Molecule: messenger RNA, 1939 nt
Organism: Myripristis murdjan (pinecone soldierfish)
Lineage: Eukaryota; Metazoa; Chordata; Actinopteri; Holocentriformes; Holocentridae
Gene: nanog
Product: nanog homeobox
Exons: 4
Coding region: 206-1519 (437 amino acids)
Biological process (GO): regulation of transcription by RNA polymerase II
Molecular function (GO): RNA polymerase II cis-regulatory region sequence-specific DNA binding; DNA-binding transcription factor activity, RNA polymerase II-specific
Source: RefSeq, a predicted model, not a curated record
CCCGCACACCUCUUUAUAAAACGUGUUCGGAUGGCAGCAGGGCUAUUUUGAGAGUUCGUUUGCUUGUGUUUUGUGUUAGGUAGGACUUUCUUUAUUCACCGGUUUUUUUCUCCACUAGGCUGUCGUGUCCAGGUCGUGCUAGCUAGCCACUCUGCCAACAACCCAGGAGCGUCUUUAUUACCUUUUUCGAGUUUUUCCCGAAGAAAUGGCCGACUGGAGGGCGCAGUUAAGCUACAAUUACAACCCACCUUACCAUGCCUAUGCGUACGGUCUCAUGUACCAAGCCGGACCCGAGCAAAACCAUGGGAAUCUGGGCGGCUGGGUGGAGGCCGGAGUAAACGAGCUGGGCAGCUACAACUCCGGGAUGACACCGGCCUUCUACGCCGGCGCCAGCGGCAGGACGCAGGAGGAGUCCCCGCCCCAGAGCCCGGACCAGCGUGCUGUGAGCGGUCACGGGCACUACCAGGGCUCCGGUGUUGUCUACCUCAGCAACACCCAGGCAGGCCACAUUUUCCUGUCCGCACCCCAUCGGUCUGCUUAUGACACACGGGAAAACGAGCCCGGACGUGCCGGGAGCGACUCGACCAGUGACUCGGAGGCGCACACUUCUCCUGAUUCGUGGAGUUCUGCCAGUAGCCGAGAAGGGAGUCUCCCCCAGGCAGACCCUACUACGUGGGCAAAGAGAGAUCUUGAUGAUGAGACUGACAGAGGGAGUCCCGAUGUCAGUGAAGAUGUUUCCAGCUCUAUGGGCGAGGAGCCGCACUGCUUUGCUCUUUCAGGGAACCAGAGCACAGACGCCCCUACCCCCCUGCCUGUACCUUUGUGUACCCCAAAGAAGUCAAGCACUACUGCUGUAACUAAUGCUAAAGGGAAGGCGAGGACAGCUUUCACAGAGAGUCAGAUGAACACUCUGGUCCAGCGCUUCAGCGUCCAGAGGUACCUCACUCCGGCCGAGAUGAAAAAGCUGGCAGGACUUACGGGGCUGACCUACAAGCAGGUCAAGACUUGGUUUCAGAAUCGAAGGAUGAAGCUGAGGAGGCACCAGAAAGACACCAGUUGGGUGUCUGAGCGCUACAACCUCAACAAAGACAGUCCAAACACUGCCACCACCUUCACCAACAUGCCCCCAAACAUCCAAGCAUAUCAAGGAGAAGCACAGGCCCACAUCCAGGAGCAGUACAACCAGCAGAUGAGAGAUGCAGCAGCUUUCAAGACAAGAGCCCCGCAGAACCUAGCCUACUACCUGGCAGCCAUGGGUGCUGCUGGAUCUGCUGGCUACCCCUCUUGGUCCUCCACCCCACCCCAGACUGCAGCUGCCACCAGGCCCCAGGCAACCAGCUGGCAUGCGACCCCGCCUGCGGGUCACUACGAAUACAACCCCAACGCAUUCAGCACAGCCAGCAUCACCACUGCAGCAAACACCAGUGUGCACAAUACAAGCUGCGACAGCAAAGAUGGGGAGCCGGCCCAUGCCAGCAGCCCCUUACAAAUGGCCAUUGUGCAUAACACCAGCCAGUAGAUGCUCAGUCUAGGUUUUGUGGGCCUAAAAUCUGUUCUGUCAAUGUUACCUUGCUUUUAUAUAUCCCACAUACCACAUUAAUUUUCAAGAAAUACCAAACCUGUUGGCUGAGUUGUUUGGAUUUGCAGCUGGGUGUACAUAAGCAUUGUUAAUACUCAUGUUCAUAACUUUUACUUCUUUUAUCAGAAGUUUUAUUUUUAUACAAGAGUAUUUAAUGUACGUUGAAGUUUAUUCUUUGCGCUUGGAGCUCCUUUAACAGGACAAGGUCUUGCAUAGGUCCAAGUUGGACAUGUUCAUCGUGUUACAAUAUUUUUGGUGAAUUGUUCCAAUGCAAAGUACUAAGAUCGAAUAUGUUCACAUUUUCAUGGAUUUUAUUAUUUUUUUACUCUUUGGAAUAAACCAGUUCUCCAGCACCUUGAA